AUGAAGCGUACCCGAUCUCAAGUGUCGCCGACGAUGUCUCCCGGCGUUGAUAAUGAAGGAUUUGAUACCAGUGUCAACGGUCAUAAUGCCAAUGGCAUCAAUGACUAUAUCGAAGAUGCUGUUAUCGUCGGCGCUGGGCCAGCUGGGUUGAUGAUGGGCUGCACCCUAGCGCGGUAUGGUAUCAAGGCAAGGAUUGUGGAUGACAGAGAUGAUAAAACGGCGACUGGACGAGCGGAUGGUCUCCAGCCAAAGACCAUUGAGACAUUCCGCCAGUUAAAAUUGGCUGAUUCUCUCCUUCAGAAGGGCGUCAAGAUUUACGACAUAUGUUUCUGGGCCUCAACGGUGACAGAACCAUUACACAGAAUUCGGAGGGAGAUACACUAUCCGUCUCAAGUGGAUGUCAAAGACCCAUUCAUUCUCCUUGUCCAUCAAGGAAUGGUCGAAGAUGCUUUCAUCGAGGACAUGAAGGAGCGAGGAAUUGAGGUCAUGAGGAGUUCUCCCUUUUUACGCUACACAUUGGAACAGGAUUCCAAUGUACCCAUCGACGUCAUCUGCGAGAAUAAGAGGACUGGUUCUCAGUGCUCAUUCAAAACCAAAUAUUUGAUCGGCUGCGACGGUGCUCAUUCGAAUGUUCGAAAGAGCAUACCCGGAGCAGAGAUGGUUGGGGAGAGUAGCAAUUCCAAAUGGGGAGUUCUUGACGGCGUUAUUGAAACGGAUUUCCCUGAUCUCUGGAGUAAAGUUGUCGUUCAUUCCGAGACCGCAGGAACUGUGCUGUGCAUUCCACGAGAGCGGAAUAUGACCAGGCUGUACAUCGAAUUGGACCGAUCACUACAGGACAGUGUACCUGCCCAAGCCACGCAGGAGUUGGUGAUGAGAAAGGCACAAGAAAUCAUGGCUCCAUUUUCGGUGACUUGGGCCAGUGUUGAAUGGUUCAGCGUAUACAAAGUCGGGCAAAGAGUAGCCAGCACAUUCGUGGAUGAGACUGAAAGGGUUUUUAUUACAGGGGACGCUGGCCAUACUCAUUCACCAAAAGCUGCUCAAGGAAUGAACACCUCCAUGCACGACACUUUCAACCUAUCAUGGAAACUGAACCUUGCCAUCCGUGGACUUGCCAUGCCAGCGUUGGUUUCAACGUACCAAAGCGAACGACGCAAGAUUGCACAAGACUUGAUCAGUUUUGACUUUGAACACGCCGCUGCGUUCACAGACGGCGAUUCCAAAGCUCUGGCGGAGAAUUUUGCAACCAACAUCGGAUUCAUAUCCGGUGUUGGAGUCAAGUAUGCGGCUAACGUUUUGAAUCUUCCCGAGAAAAUCCCCCGAGGGAUUUUGCGCCCUGGAGAACUCAUGGUACCAGCCACAGUGACACGGUACAUCGAUGCCAAUCCAGUGGAAGUACAAUUCGAUAUUCCCAUGCUAGGCCAAUUCCGAGUCUACUUCUUCGUUCCCAAUAUCCACACAUCUUCCAAUUUCCUGAAAACAGUGUCCAGCUACAUCGCCUCAACAGACUCGGUAAUGGGACGCGCCACAAUCGCAGCUGCCCAAUCCUACGCGAAGCUGAAUCUUCCUCCUGUCGAAGCCGACGAUUUCAUUCAGCCAGGACGGUACACUGCAGCUUCGCAACUGUUCACAUUUGCCACCGUGACAACUAUGGAGAAAUCGACCGUCGAAGUUUCACAUCUGCCGAGCUUGCUGCGGAAGAGCAAAUGGACAUUCUAUAUCGAUGAUCGGGUGGAUCCGAAAACAGGGACGAGCUGCAUGGAGAAGUGGCUUGGUGGGGUUGCGGGAGACGAGGUUGCGAUUGUGAAUAUUAGACCGGAUGGAUACGUGGGGAGUAUCGGACGGUUUGAUUCGAAAAGCGAUAGCGUUGCGGCUUGUGCAUGGCUGGACUCAUACUAUGGGGGCUUUUUGCAAGCGUAG
Molecule: messenger RNA, 1917 nt
Organism: Rhinocladiella mackenziei CBS 650.93
Lineage: Eukaryota; Fungi; Ascomycota; Eurotiomycetes; Chaetothyriales; Herpotrichiellaceae
Exons: 6
Coding region: 1-1917 (638 amino acids)
Molecular function (GO): FAD binding
Source: RefSeq, a predicted model, not a curated record